Molecule: messenger RNA, 2027 nt
Organism: Heteronotia binoei (common prickly gecko)
Lineage: Eukaryota; Metazoa; Chordata; Lepidosauria; Squamata; Gekkonidae
Gene: ACADS
Product: acyl-CoA dehydrogenase short chain
Exons: 10
Coding region: 302-1558 (418 amino acids)
Biological process (GO): fatty acid beta-oxidation using acyl-CoA dehydrogenase; butyrate catabolic process
Cellular component (GO): mitochondrion
Molecular function (GO): flavin adenine dinucleotide binding
Source: RefSeq, a predicted model, not a curated record
GCCAGUUGCAGGGUUGAACGGGGACUGGAACUUCCGUCCCGCUCCUUCCACCGUGCAGUAUGUAAAUGAACAGCUAGAUUCGAGUCCAGUAGCACCGCUGUGAAUAGAGUUUCUUUGUAAUUUGCUUUUUAACAAUAAUUAAUCAUUCAUAAUUUUAAACUAAAGUAGACUUAAAGAUGUCUAUUUGUGACUGAGGAAAGAAAUAGCAAUAAGGGGGCGGGGAAGUCAGCAGCUCAUUAAUAGUAAUGAGGAGGUGGAGAAGGCGAGGCUGACCGGCAGGCAACUGUGUUCCUUCCCCGGUAUGGCGGCGGCUCCCCUCUUGGCGUGGCGAUGGGGCUCUGUAGGAAGAGGAUUUCCUUUUGUAGCUCGAACUUUCCAAUAUAUGCGACAGCUGCACACUAUAUACCAGACAGUAGAAUUGCCAGAGACUCACCAGAUGCUCCGCCAGACAUGCCAGGACUUUGCUGAAAAAGAGCUGGCUCCCAUUGCUGCUGAGCUGGACAAGGAGCACCGCUUUCCUACUGAUCAGAUCAAGAAAAUGGGGAGCCUUGGACUACUGGGCAUAGAUGUGCCAGAGAAAUACAUGGGAGCAGGACUUGAUUACCUAGCAUAUUCCAUUGCCAUGGAAGAGAUCAGUCGGGGCUGCGCAUCUACAGGUGUCAUCAUGAGUGUCAAUAAUUCCCUCUAUUUAGGACCAAUUCUGAAGUUUGGGUCUGAAGAGCAGAAACAAAAGUGGAUUGCUCCAUUCACCAGUGGAGACAGAGUGGGUUGCUUUGCCCUCAGUGAACCAGGAAAUGGCAGUGAUGCAGGAGCCGCUUCAACAGUUGCCCAGCUUGUUGGUGAUGAGUGGGUCUUAAACGGCACCAAAGCCUGGAUCACCAAUGCCUGGGAUGCCAGCGCAGCUGUGGUGUUUGCAACCUCAGAAAAAUCCCUGAAACACAAGGGUAUUAGUGCCUUCCUUGUUCCAAUGCCAACCUCAGGCUUGUCUCUGGGCAAGAAAGAAGACAAACUAGGAAUCAGAGCAUCGUCCACUGCCAACCUCAUUUUUGAGGACUGUCAUAUUCCCAAGGACAACAUGCUGGGGGAGAUGGGAAUGGGCUUCAAAAUUGCCAUGCAAACCUUGGACAAUGGCAGGAUUGGAAUUGCCUCACAAGCCUUGGGAAUAGCCCAGGCAGCUCUAGACUGUGCUGUGGAUUACGCAGAGAAGAGGAUGGCCUUUGGUGCUCCUAUCACUAAGUUUCAAGCCAUUCAGUUCAAGUUGGCUGACAUGGCAGUGGCGCUUGAGAGUGCUCGUCUGCUGACCUGGAGAGCAGCUAUGUUGAAGGACAAUGGAAAGCCAUACUCCAAGGAAGCUGCAAUGGCCAAGCUGGCUGCUUCUGAGGCUGCAACUGCCAUUUCCCAUCAGGCUAUCCAGAUACUGGGAGGGAUGGGCUACGUGACAGAAAUGCCAGCAGAACGGCACUAUCGUGAUGCUCGGAUCACUGAGAUCUACGAGGGAACCAGCGAGAUACAGAGGCUGGUGAUUGCAGGGCAGUUGCUGAAAGAGUACAGAGGUUGACAUUGCAGGGCUGGAAUAGGGGGAGACUUGCAUGUUAAGUGCCUCUUGGUAGGAGACUGUCCUUUGAGCAAAAAACUUUGUCAGCUGGGGGCCAGAUGGCAAGCCCUCUCCUUUGGUCAUUGACCUUUUAUGGGACUAUGCAAAAACUGAUCAGCCCAACUGCUUGUGAAAUUUUUGAUUGUUCUGAAAUGGUAGGACAUAAUACCUGUUAGGCUAACAGUGGCUAAUCAAAGUGCCAUGAGCCUUUUGAGAAAGGGCCAAGCUCACUGGGUGAGUCUGUUUGGCUUGAUGGUCAAGCUGCCUGUUACAGAAAUGCACAAUAUAUACUAGGAUGACAGUUUUGUACAGCAGGAGAACAUAUCUCUAGGAAAAACCAGGAAAAGUGACUUGCUCAUGUCAGAUGAUGGUCUGAUUCUCCUUGCACUAUACCUUCUGGUUGUAUUGAAUGAAUUUCUGACUACUUAACAGA